AUGGAGACAAGACCAGUAUGCAGACUUUUGAAAUCUCUGUAUGGGCUUAAGCAAACACCAAGACAGUGGAAUGCUAAGCUGUCUGAGGCACUUCUGAAGUUUGGUUUCAUGCAAAGCCAACAUGAUCACUCCCUGUUCAUUAAAGAGUCAGGGGAACACAUCAUAAUCAUCUUGGUGUAUGUUGUUGACAUGCUAAUCACUGGGCCUACCCUGACACUAAUAGCUGAGAUGAAGACCAAGCUGCAGCUGACAUUCAAAAAGAAAUAUCUAGGAGAUCUUAAAUACUUUCUUGGCAUUGAGUUUGCCAGGUCACAAAGAGCAACACCUAUUGAAGCCAACAUCAAACUAACCACUAAGGAGUAUGAUGAACAUACUAGCAGCUCUAAUGCAACUGAUGAUGAAGUGUUAAUAAACAUCAAUCAGUAUCAAAGAUUACAAGGGAAACAACUCUACUUAACUAUCACAAGGCCAGACAUAGCAUAUAGUAUUCAUACACUAAGCAUGUUUAUGCAAAAACCGAAAAGAUUACAUUUGGAAGCUACUCAAAGGGUGGUUAAAUAUGUGAAGAACCAACCAGGUCAAGCCAUACUGUUGUCUAGCAAACAGAGAAACACUAUCACUGCAUAUUGUAAUGUAGACUGGGCAACCUGCCCUAUCACUAGGAAGUCAGUAACAAGCUUCUUCAUCAAGUAUGGCGAUUCUUUGAUAUCCUGGAAGUCAAAGAAACAAAGCACCAUUUUUAGGGGCUCUGCAGAAUCUGAGUACAGAAGCAUUGCAUCAACUAUAGCUGAAUUGGUGAUACUUGGUCUGUUCAAAGACAUUGGUAUAGAAGUUGGCCUCCCCAUAAACAUCUACACUGAUAGUAAAGCGGCAAUUCAAAUAGCUGCCAACCUAGUAUUUCACAACGAACCAAACACAUUGAAAUAA
Nicotiana tabacum (common tobacco) is the source of this 927-nucleotide messenger RNA. Lineage: Eukaryota; Viridiplantae; Streptophyta; Magnoliopsida; Solanales; Solanaceae. The record is from RefSeq and is a predicted model, not a curated record.